AUGUCUUCAGCACCUAGGAAGAAGGUUCUAUUGAAAGUCAUCAUUCUGGGCGAUAGUGGGGUAGGGAAGACCUCUCUUAUGAAUCAGUAUGUUAACAAGAAGUUCAGUCCACAAUACAAGGCUACUAUUGGAGCUGAUUUCCUCACGAAGGAGGUGACGAUUGACGACAAAGUGGUGACGCUUCAGAUUUGGGAUACUGCUGGCCAAGAGAGAUUCCAAAGUCUAGGUAUGGCAUUUUACCGUGGUGCUGAUUGCUGCUGUUUGGUGUAUGACAUAACUAAUCCCAAGAGUUUCGAGAGUCUGGAUUCCUGGCGGGAUGAGUUCCUCAUACAGGCGUCGCCUAAGGAUCCAGAGGAGUUCCCAUUU
Molecule: messenger RNA, 366 nt
Organism: Perkinsus marinus ATCC 50983
Lineage: Eukaryota; Perkinsozoa; Perkinsida; Perkinsidae
Product: Rab7, putative
Exons: 5
Molecular function (GO): GTPase activity; GTP binding
Source: RefSeq, a predicted model, not a curated record